Messenger RNA from Pseudogymnoascus destructans, 3114 nucleotides. RefSeq lists its product as uncharacterized. The coding region runs from base 161 to 2473 and encodes 770 amino acids. Gene Ontology annotation, cellular component: cytoplasm. Gene Ontology annotation, molecular function: metalloexopeptidase activity; dipeptidyl-peptidase activity. Lineage: Eukaryota; Fungi; Ascomycota; Leotiomycetes; Thelebolales; Thelebolaceae. Gene Ontology annotation, biological process: proteolysis. The transcript has 2 exons. The record is from RefSeq and is a predicted model, not a curated record.
CAAAAACAAAAACUCUUGGCAAUAUCUCGGUCGUCGCAGGGGUUCUGAUACCACGGCCAUUAGCCCAACCCCAACCAAACCAACAACCAAACCAACCAAAUCACUUCCCUAAAAUGCAGGUAAGGAGUAAACACCUUCCUAACAAAACCACACUGCGGCUAUGUACCGCUCCCUGCCCCGCAACCAUAGCGGUGUUGGUGUACCAUCCCGCGUCAGCCUGGCGCUUCGUGAGCUCGUCCCGAGUUCCCCGCCUACGACCCCUCCUUUCUCCAGGAGCUUCAUACACGACUCCAGCUUGAACAUACGCUCGCAAUCAUCGUACUCUAGAAAUAAUAUACUACACUCACGACGACUACGAUUGCGGCUGCGAACGAAGCAGGAACAGAUACAUCAGCAUCAUACAGACGCGAUGGACGCUGCGGAGCUGGCGAAUUAUCUGGCGGACUCGCCGCCGACGGUUGUGCCGCUGGAGAUUAAGAAGCAUUUCGAGGCUUUGACGCCGAGGCAGAAGAGAUACGCUCACUACAUCUCCAAAGCCUCCUUCGCCGGCACGCGCAUCAUCUUUCGCCAAGUCUCACCCGAAAGCGAAUCCAUCUACGACUUCAUCCUCUCCCUCCACCGCGCCAGCGCCGGCGACUGGUCCGCCUACGCCACGCGCGCAGGGGUGAGCGCGCAGGACCUCCGCUACUUCCUCGAGUACGCCGCGCAGUUCCUCGGGAAUAGUGGGAACUACAAGGGUUUUGGAGACUCGAAGUUCAUCCCUCGGGCUCCGGAGUCGGCGUUAGCGGCGUUGGCGGCGCAGGAUGAGACGGCGAAGGGGUUUUAUGAGGCGACUAAGGGGGGGAUUUUCGCGACGGAGAGGCAGGAUUUGAUGCAUUUGGGGUUUACGGGGGAGGGGCACAUGACGACGUAUUACCCCGAUAGUCCUGGGAUUAUGAAAGCGGAGAUCGAGGCGGUGAGCGCGUGGAUGGUGGGUGUGGGGUUACUGCCUGAGAAUACGCGGUUGAGGAAGAACGAGGCGGGGGGGUUUGAGAUCCUGAUCGCGUCGGCGGUUACGCAGGUUCCUGCUGAGGGGGGCGAUAUUGGGAAGGAGACGAGGUUUGUGGUUAAGGAGGGGCUGUUGGAGGGGAAGACGAUUAAGCUCAUGUAUGGUGACCAUGCGAGGGAGAUGGCUGCGAUUGCGGGGUGGCAUGCUAAGGCGGCGGAGGAGGCGGAGAAUGAGAAUCAGAAGUUGAUGCAGCUGGCGUAUGUUAAGUCGUUUGAGACGGGGUCGCUGCUUGCGUUUAAGGAUUCGCAGAGGUUUUGGAUUCGCGAUAAGGGGCCGAUGGUUGAGAGCGACGUCGGCUUCGUCGAGACGUACCGUGACCCCCACGGCGUGCGCGGGGAGUGGGAAGGCUUCGCAGCAACAGUGAACCUAGAGCGCACCGCCGCCUUCACCGGGCUCGUCGCCAGCGCCGAGACCGAGAUCCCCAAGCUCCCAUGGGGCCCCACAUUCGAGAAAGACACCUUCCUCAGCCCCGACUUCACAAGCCUCGAGGUCCUCGCCUUCGCCUCCUCCGGCAUCCCAGCAGGCAUCAACAUCCCCAACUACGACGACAUCCGGCAAACCGAGGGCUUCAAGAACGUCUCCCUCGGCAACGUCCUCAGCGCCGUCGCACCACACGAAAAAAUCCCCUUCAUCCGCCCCGAAGACCUGGCGCUGUACGAGAAAUACCGCGGCCAGGCCUUCGAGGUCCAAGUAGGCGUGCAUGAGCUCCUUGGUCAUGGGACGGGGAAGCUCUUGCAGGAGACCGCACCGGGGGAGUUUAACUUCGACCGCGCCAACCCGCCCGUCUCGCCUAUCACGGGGAAGGCGGUAGAGAGCUACUACAAGCCCGGCGCGACGUUCGGGGGGGUCUUUGGGGCCAUCGCGUCGAGUUACGAGGAGUGUCGCGCGGAGUGCGUGGCGAUGGCGCUGGGGUGCGAGUUUAGCGUGCUGAAAGUGUUUGGGUUUGGGACGGGGGAGGUGGACAUGGAUGGUGAGGCGGGGGAUGUGCUGUAUGUGAGUUACCUCAGCAUGGCGCGCGCGGGCAUCGCGGCGUUGGAGCUGUGGGAUCCAAAGAGUAGGAAGUGGGGACAGGCGCAUAGUCAAGCGCGUUUCAGCAUCCUUAAGUGUUUCUUGGAAGCCGGUGACGGGUUCUGCGAGCUUUCGUACAAGGAGGGCGGGGACAUGAGUGAUCUAGCGGUUAAGAUUGAUCGGUCUAAGAUCCUGACUGUAGGACGCAAGGCGGUGGAGGAGUACCUGCUGAAACUGCAUGUGUAUAAGUCUACAGCGGAUGUGGUGGCGGGGACGGAGCUGUAUGAGCGGAUGACGAGGGUUGAGGAGGGGUUUUGGGCGGAGAGGGUGAGGGGGCAGGUGAUGAGGCAGAAGCAGCCGAGGAAGGUGUUUGUGCAGGCGAAUACGGUGAUGGGGGGGAGGGGGAGGUGGUGUUGAGGGUGCAGGAGACGAGUUUGGAGGGGAUGGUGGCGAGUUUUGCGGAGAGGGCGAAUUAGGGGGGUUGUGAGAGGGGGAGGAUAAGUAGUGUAGGUGGUGGAAUCACAGAUUUUAGUCUGGUGUUAUUUGGUGUCUUCGGUGGGGGUCGGCGCGUGAUGUCUGUGUGUUUAUAACAGACAAGACAUCAAGUUACAGAAGCAAUUUCCACAAUCUUAGCAGACUGACUUGGGCACAUCGUUAACCAGCCCAGUUCAAGGAACUAUCAUUACUUAGGCGUCAUAUUUGGAAGAGUGUUUACACACGUCCAUUCCCCGCAGCUCCAGGUAUAGUUUAGCCGUCGGUGGAGAUGGCGUAGUGGUUAACUGAUGGUUUAGUUUCCUCUGCUGCCACUAUGAGGUUAUUGAUAAAGAGGUGUCUGUAAAUAUUAGAUGUAGUUAUUUUUGAUGGAGCGUUGAUUGGUGAGACCUUCGGCGCUGUAAUAAGGAAGUAUUGCAGCAACUGCAAACACCAGUCGCCUCAGUAAGAUAUAUCUUACAAUAAAUAGCAGGAGGGGCCGAUGGUUUCAGUUUAACCAAUGGCACAGUCACAAAUCACAUGUCGCAUUGGGUGGGCUGGCGAUGCCAACAUGGAUGGACAGGAGG